AUGGUGCUUUUCCAGAAUGGUCAGAAUGGAGGCUUCAACCAAGGAGGGCAGAUGCCCAUGAACAAUGGUGGCUUCCAGAAUGGCCAGAAUGGUCAAAAUGGAGGCUUUAACCAAGGAGGGCAGAUGCCCAUGAACAAUGGUGGCUUCCAGAAUGGUCAGAAUGGAGGCUUUAACCAAGGAGGGCAGAUGCCCAUGAACAAUGGUGGCACCCAGAACGGACAAAAUGGAGGGCUUAACCAACCACAGGGACCAGCGGAACAACAACGGUCUCAACAACGGCCAGAGUGUCCAGAAUAUGGGGCCUCCUCGCAUCGGACAAGGUGUUAUGGUCGAGAAAUUCCCCGCAAGGGGGAGUGA
Messenger RNA from Ostertagia ostertagi, 357 nucleotides. The record is from the annotation of a GenBank genome assembly. Lineage: Eukaryota; Metazoa; Nematoda; Chromadorea; Rhabditida; Trichostrongylidae.